CGCCCUAUAGCGAAAACCUCUCAAAUAAAAAAAGAAAAAAAAAGGUCUCUGGACUGACAAGUCCGGGAAAGACCACAAAGUGUGUAGCAGGCAGCCACCUGAUAGAGAAGGUCUAUGACAAGAUGAUAGCACCUGGGGGAUUUCUCAGUGGCUGCACCCAGGCUGGACACAAGUCCAGAGUAAACUGUAGGAGGGAACCUGAAAGCUUUGGGUACCAGAAGUUUAAGGUAAGUGACCUCUGGGUUGUGGUCACCUUUAAGAAAGCAUCCAAACUCUUGAACCAUUUCCUCUCCAUGUCUACAUCCAAGACCCUUCAAUUGUAGAGUGCCCUGUCCUGCCCUAGGCCCACACCUCACCAAGAUGCUAUCAAGACCUGAAGAUCCUUGAGACAAAUUCCAGAGAGGAGUCUUUAAGUCUAUCCCAAGACAGGAGGGAGAGUUUUCAGUGGAGAGAUUUUAGUCCCUUCUUUGGGAACUGAAGUCCCUUCUGAUUGUUGAUCCAGCCCUGCAGCAGAUAAAGGCUGCCCAGGGAAGGUGUGAGUCCAGUCCAAGGGAAAGCCUACCCCAUAGAGGGUGGCUGGCCCUAGAGCAGAUACCAUACCUGCAAUAACUAGAGGAGGACUGGAGUAUUAUUGGUGUAUGACUUAGUUUAUGUUCCAAAUACAGAGCCAGACAUGAAGGUAGAAAUCCCCAAAACAGGAGUAGAACUUCCUCAAGGAGCCAAGGGUGUUCAACCCAGCAACAUGUGCCCACCUAUGCCCCACCCUGGGUGGUUCCCAGCUUCCUGGAAAGGACUGAGUGAGGAAGGGUAGGAGUUUUGCCCUGGAGGGGAAGGAGAAGAGGAAUGAAGUCUGACCAUGAAAUUAGGAGAGAGGGAUGGGAAGGAGAUGAGAAGUUAGGGCUGUAGCAGGAAGACUGGAUGCAGAGGGUGCAGAGGUUGGAGAUUAGGGUAUUACUGAACCUAGGUGGGGAGGGAGGAUGUUCCUCCAGGCCCAUAGUGGAAAGAGACUGGGAUUUGAGUAGAACAAAAUAGUUCUACUCAAUUAAGUUCUUGAGGCUGAUGUCUCCAACAAACAAGGGACUGAGCCUAGAAACCCCAGACCCCUACUGGGAAGAGGCUGACAUUCCUGGAACAGGACUAGACAAAAACAGGAAGGUACAAUUUCUUGGGUCUUGCAUGUGCUUUGACAAUAGCAACCUGUCACCAAAGAGCUUUUUAUCUUCCCUCCUGAUCCACCCCCCAACUUUCCUCUCUAUCUUAUCUCUCUGGGAAAGCCCCCACCUCUGCAUCUCCAAGGCAACUUCAAUACCCAAUAGGGCCUUCUGCCAGUUACACUGAACAUAGCUGUUCCCAGCCAAGACCCCUCCUCAGCCAGAAGGGCCUGCAUUAGGGACCUAGUCCCAUCAUUUCUCCUGAUAAGGCAGGCAAGCCAGGGCAGAAAGUGGGGAGGGGAAGAUCAAGGCAAGUUGGUGCUAGCCUGCCCUUUGCUCCCACCACACCCACAAUUCCCCUAUCAGAAUCUACGAGUACAAGAAUGGUUGUAAGUAUGGUUGGAAAAUUGUGAAAACAACUGUAUGGAAGUGGGAUUUUUAGUAUAACCAAGGCUGUAUGGUUUUGUCUAUGUGAUGAUGGGUAUGACUUUGUGACGCUGAUUGAAUGAUCAAGGUGUGACUGUGAAUGUGUGGCUAAGGGUGUGAGUAUGAAUGUCUGUCGUUGGAUGCAAUGUUGGUCCUUGGCUGCCUCGUCAGUGCACACCAUCAGUCCCCACAUCAUGCACUACCCUGUUCCCUAUCUUCUCUGCCCAGGGCAUAGGAGCCCAUGGGAAAUAGCAAUCCUACAAGAGAAAGGGAUCUGUGGCAAUAGACCAAAAAAGAGGGGCAAAGAAUGUCACAGGAUAAACAGCUCCUCUCCACCUACCUCUGACUCACCUGGAGCCCCAGGUAAAAAGCAUGCAGAUAAAAGGUAAGGGAGGAGAGAGAAGGCAGUAUCCAGGCUGAGCAACAUGAAGAGGCCCUCACCUACCAGCAGCCUCCUGCUGUUAUUGUUGCUUCUGAGCCCAGACACUGGAGCAGCAGUGCUACUGCCACCCAGUACUACCUGCUGUACCCAGCUCUACCGACAGCCACUCUCAAACAACCUACUGAGGAAGGUCAUCCGGGUAGAACUGCAGAAGGCUGAUGGGGACUGUCAUCUCCAAGCUUUUGUGCUUCAUCUGGCUCGACGCAGUGUCUGCAUCCAUCCCCAGAACCGUAGUCUGGUUCAGUGGUUUGAGCACCAAGGGAGGAGACACCGGGGGACUCAACCCAACCUGAAUUUUGGGCUGCUAGGGAAAGUGGGUUGGAGCCCCCAACAGCCAAAAUAAUAAAGCAACUUUGGACAAUAA
Molecule: messenger RNA, 2383 nt
Organism: Tupaia belangeri chinensis (Chinese tree shrew)
Lineage: Eukaryota; Metazoa; Chordata; Mammalia; Scandentia; Tupaiidae
Gene: CCL27
Product: C-C motif chemokine ligand 27
Exons: 3
Coding region: 2003-2362 (119 amino acids)
Biological process (GO): immune response
Cellular component (GO): extracellular region
Molecular function (GO): chemokine activity
Source: RefSeq, a predicted model, not a curated record